CCAGGCACAGCGAGUGUAUGAUAACGCCAUCCUCUUCAUUGUACAACUAAGAAUUUACACCACAGAUCACAGGCUGAGGAUGAAGUCUGCACGGUAGUCUUAAAUUAAUCAAAUAACCAUUUGUCGUGUCAGAAAUGCUGUGCUGCGUCCCUCUCUGCGCGCGGAGUGUUCACGAACGCCCAGCCCAAGGCGAGCUGCUGCUGCCUACUUCCUGGAUCCACAGCAACAGAUGAACAGGCUGGUUGGCAGGAGCUUUUCAUUCUGUCCUGGUUAAACACAAGAAAAGCUUCGGGUUUUCACUCCAACAUCGUCGGCUUGUGUUGAGGAGUGUCGCCGCUCUGCCGCGAUGGUGGAGACUCCAGUUGGCUGUCUGUUCGAAGACAUCCAGUACGAAGACAUCGAAGUUGAAGCGGCUGUUGGCAGAGGAACAUUUGGAGUUGUCUUCAAGGCCAUAUGGAAAGGAAAGGAUGUAGCAAUCAAGACCAUUGAGAGUGAGAAUGAAAGGAACGCUUUCCUUGUUGAGCUUCGCCAGCUUUCCCGGGUGAAUCAUCCCAACAUUGUUAAGCUGUAUGGCUCUUGUGACAACCCAGUCUGUCUCGUCAUGGAGUAUGCAGAAUGUGGUUCUUUAUAUAACCUCCUACACAGUGCAGACCCACAGGCCCACUACACAGCAUCCCAUGCCAUGAGCUGGUGUCUGCAGUGUGCCCAGGGAGUUGCCUAUCUGCAUGCUAUGAAGCCAAAGGCCUUAAUUCACCGGGACCUCAAACCACCAAAUCUGCUCCUCGUGGCUGGUGGCACUGUGCUGAAGAUAUGCGACUUUGGAACAGCGUGUGAUAUUCAGACCUACAUGACCAACAAUAAAGGCAGUGCAGCUUGGAUGGCACCAGAGGUGUUUGAAGGCAGUAACUACAGUGAAAAGUGUGACGUGUUCAGUUGGGGCAUCAUCCUGUGGGAGGUCAUCACACGCCAGAAACCCUUUGAUGAGAUUGGUGGCUCUGCGUUUUGCAUAAUGUGGGCUGUCCACAGAGGUACACGGCCUCCUCUGAUCAAAGACCUUCCAGGGCCCAUAGAGACUCUGAUGACCCGCUGCUGGGACAAAGAACCAAGCCAGAGACCGUCCAUGGAGGAGGUCAGGAACACCAUGAGCCACCUCAUGAAGUACUUCCCAGGCUCUGAGGAACCACUCAAGCUCCCUCACCAGUCUUCAGCCAACAGAGCUGUUUCAUCAGCCACAAGCACGGACUCGUAUGCUGAUUAUACCAUCAACAGUAAUAGAAGCGAUGACAACACAGAAAACAGAAACUCACUUGGCAGAGAAGAAACUCUGAAAAGCGUUGAGACCAAAUUUCCACUUCAGUUCAAACCCUCAAAGGCAGCCACGUUGCGAACUGGUCUGUCUAGGGUGUCCAGUGUAGACAGUCAACCAGGAUGCUCCCAAAGCCCCACCCACUGCACCAGCCCUCUAAACACCACCAGCCAGUCAGAGCUGAGAAUGACAUUUAGUCCCACAGCCAAUGGUUUCGACAACUCCAUUCCCAUGGCCUACCUGAAACUGGAUCACCAGUUACAGCCUCUGGCUCCGUGUCCAAACUCCAAAGAGUCCAUGGCUGUGUUUGAGCAGCACAUCAGGAUGGCUCAGGAGUACCUCAAAGUCCAGUCAGAGAUCACUCACCUUGUUCGGAGGAAACAGGAGCUGAUGUCUGAGCUGGAACAGGACCAGAGGGAGCAGCAGACCUCAUCCAGACUCAUCCAGGAGCACAGCAAGCUGCUGGAGGACAACAGCAACCUGUCUGCCCACUGCCAGGGCCUGAAGAGCAAACUAAGCCUGAUCAAGAGUCAGAACCAGCACCACAGCUAGGGCAGGAGGCUCCUUUUGUGGUUUUAACUCUGUUCUCUUUCUCUGAAGGAUGAGAGGAGUCACUCCAUGAACUGGCCAUAAAGUUGGGAAGCCCAUUAUCCUGAGAAAACAAGAUAUUUAAAUGACCACCAAACAGUGUCUCAAGAUAACAGCAGAAUGAAAUCAUUAGUAGGCAUUAAAUUCCAAUAGAAAUUCAAGUGUUACAUUUGUGGUGUUAAAUAUAUCCACAGUGGGCAGCUAUCAAAACAUUUGGACAUAUUUGUGGAAAAGCGUCAAAGCCACGACCCCCUGAGAGGGUGCUUCCCAUGACUGGCUGGAGUUAAAGGAACAUUCUAGUAUUUUUCAAUCUGGGUUUUAUUCUCAUAACUGUGGCCGUUCUGAUUGUGUGUGAACUUUACACUUGGCUCUGUUAUAGAGAUUUUUUUACAGAAAUCAUUUCAAAGGCACAGCUAUUGCACUAGCUAUUGUAGCUAACUGCACAGUGAUCUACUUCCAGGGCAAAUAUCCAGCUAACCACGCUAGCUUGCACAGCAUGCCCUGAUAAAAAGUGCAUUGUUUGGCUGGAGUUGUAUUUACAGAACAUGAAGAAUACAAAGUCAGCAUGACCCACAGUCAGAAAGACCACAGUUAUGAGAUUAAGAGCCAGGAUGAAAAAUACUGGAUUAGGUACUCCACUCUAAUUACAGUAUAGACAUUUUCAGUCUGUACCAAAAAAUCUUUUCCCCUGGGAAACACCAAUGUGGAAGGCAUUGGAAUAUUCGAACAUAUCGAAGUAAAAUAUACAUUUAUUACAGUUUUGACCAGAUAUCUUCAAAUCAAAUAUUUGACAUAAAAUAAAUGAGCCCCAUUCGUUAUUUUGAGGUACUGAGAUAAUUCAGUUGUGGGAGAUAAUGAGCCUAAAGACUAGUAGCUACCACAUCCUCUCUGGGGCUCUGUAUAUUUCAUGAUGGGGUUAAUUUCAGUCUUUCACAAUGGUGUUGAUACGGUGCGACCAAAGAGGUUCUCACUGAAAUAGACAGUCAUCUCCUUGUGAGGUUUAAAGAUGACUUGCCUUUUAGCUAGUGAAUUUUAUUUAAGUGUAUUUUCUUUUUUGAAUUGUUGAAAAGUAACUACAGGUGUGAUGUGUAAAUUCUUACUUUACUAUAGAUUCAGUGUAUCACACUCAUUUUAUUGUGUUUUUAUGAAAAGAGGAUGGCACUGACAGUUUGGGCAGUAUUAUUUUAAACCAAUUUUACUGUGAAUUCAAGACUUGCCAAUAUAAUUCAGCUAGGAGCAAAACAAAAGCUUUGUGGAAAAGCUGUUUGAAAUGGAAAUAACCUGGCAGAAAAUUUUCAAUCUGUUUAAUUUCUAUUUUUUUAGCUACUUUUCACACAGUUAUAUUUCACAGAAUUAUAUUGACAUUUUUCUGCACUGCACUUCUUUGGGUUAAAGAAAUCUUCCACGUGUUGUGUAGUGUCACGGUAGUUUGGUGAUUUCUAUGUUACAGUGGGUCACUUUGGGAUGGAUUGUUGUUUAAAUGCAUUUCUUUGCCUGAGUACAGUAAAUGUUUUCAUCUGUUUAUUUUAUGAAUACUUUUGAUUGAUGCCUAAGAAUCAUUGAAACAUUUCUCUGUGAUUUAAAUGCACAGACUGCAGAAUGCUUUACAUAGUAAAAAGAGUUUGUAGUA
Messenger RNA from Micropterus dolomieu (smallmouth bass), 3524 nucleotides. Its product is annotated as mitogen-activated protein kinase kinase kinase 7-like. Gene Ontology annotation, biological process: JNK cascade; protein phosphorylation; positive regulation of canonical NF-kappaB signal transduction. Gene Ontology annotation, molecular function: magnesium ion binding; ATP binding; MAP kinase kinase kinase activity. NCBI's taxonomy places the organism in Eukaryota, Metazoa, Chordata, Actinopteri, Centrarchiformes, Centrarchidae. The coding region runs from base 347 to 1858 and encodes 503 amino acids. The record is from RefSeq and is a predicted model, not a curated record. The transcript has 14 exons.